AUGGAGACUGCCUUUGAAACGAACGAGGUUCACGAACAGCAGACAAGUGGUCCCAAGCGAAGCAGCACGGCGGCCCGACCUAGUCGACUUGCUCGAGAUAAGAAGAAAGCUCAAAACAAAGCCGCCCAAAGAAGCUUUAGAGAGAAAACGGAGCUGCAUUUGCAUUAUCUGGAGUCUUUUGUCGAGGCUGUCAAGUCAACGCAGAAUGAUGAUGCAAACGACGGUAAUCAGCGACUUUUACGAGCUCAUUUACAGCUACUUGAAGACUACCGACGACUUCACGAAUCGUUCGUCAAACUUCGCCAAAAGUUACAAAGCAUCGGCCAGUCCGCGCUGACUGCUGCUGAUGAUGAUUCGUUUGAUGAAGUGGAACGGGUGGUCGAAAAUUACAACGAUAACAUAACUGGAGCUCAGGCAAAUGCAGAGCUGCUUGAUCAUAUUAAUAACCCGAUGGACGUCACCCAGAGCAACUCUUUGGCCAGUCAAGAUGCACAUUUUGUGGGAUUGAACACAGCGAGCGACAACCAAACUAUGAUCGACCAACCAAGAAGUCCUAAUUCAUUGGUUCAACAUUUUACGAAUAUACGAGACAUUAGUCUCCAAGGACUCUCCUAUUCAAAUCAUUAUACUCUGAACAGCACUGUUAACGUGGUCAACUCCAAAUCCCUAUUCGCAGACAAAGUAGAAGGGGCCUGCAAGCAAUUCUUGUCCCAGAUCUCUCAAAAUACCGUGGACUGGAAGGAUCUGUGGCUGAACCCAUUGGAAAUCAAGACUAGCCUCGCUUCUGUCGCAAUCAGGCUGAUAAGCGAGCUAUCUGGACUCGGAAUCUUGAUUUAUGGUUCGGUUAGUUGA
Messenger RNA from Clonostachys solani, 852 nucleotides. Lineage: Eukaryota; Fungi; Ascomycota; Sordariomycetes; Hypocreales; Bionectriaceae. The record is from the annotation of a GenBank genome assembly.